Messenger RNA from Xyrauchen texanus (razorback sucker), 9112 nucleotides. Its product is annotated as rho GTPase-activating protein 44-like. The record is from RefSeq and is a predicted model, not a curated record. The transcript has 22 exons. Gene Ontology annotation, cellular component: dendritic spine; postsynaptic density; cytoplasm. Gene Ontology annotation, biological process: regulation of actin cytoskeleton organization; modification of dendritic spine; negative regulation of Rac protein signal transduction. NCBI's taxonomy places the organism in Eukaryota, Metazoa, Chordata, Actinopteri, Cypriniformes, Catostomidae. Gene Ontology annotation, molecular function: protein binding; GTPase activator activity. The coding region runs from base 161 to 3085 and encodes 974 amino acids.
GAAAGAUGUAUCUUAGGACGUUUCCAUCAUUUUUAUGUUUGCAAUGAGGGCGUGUGAUGGGAAUAAUGUGGAUGUUCGCACCGGAAUACGGGCCUUUAUUUUGAGAGAAAUGCGGAGUGUUUUGCGCUUGAGGUGUUAACGCAGAAAAAAAUAUACAAAAAUGAAGAAGCAAUUCAAUCGGAUGCGACAGCUCGCCAACCAGACUGUUGGCAGGGCAGAAAAAACAGAGGUACUCAGUGAAGACCUUCUGCAGGUGGAGAAGCGUCUGGACCUGGUGAAGCAGGUUUCUCACGGCACACAUAAAAAGCUGACCGCCUGUCUACAGGGACAACAAGGCACCGAUGUAGAAAAGAGAUCAGUCAAAUCACCCUCUAAAAAGCUGCCCCUGACAACACUUGCUCAGUGUAUGGUGGAGGGAGCUGCUGUGUUAGGAGAUGAUUCUCUUCUCGGUAAGAUGCUGAAUCUCUGUGGAGAUACAGAGGAGAAGUUGGCCCAAGAGCUGCUUGUCUUUGAGUUUCAGAUUGAAAGAGAUGUGGUUGAGCCUCUAUAUGUGCUGGCUGAGGUGGAAAUUCCAAACAUUCAGAAACAGAGAAAACAUUUAGCCAAACUUGUCCUGGAUAUGGAUUCUGCUAGAACACGGUGGCAACAAUCAUCCAAGUCUUCGAGUCACCCCAGUAAUGUGCAGCAGUGCGGAGCCAAGUCUGAUUCCCUGAGAGAGGAGAUGGAGGAGACGGCCAAUCGGAUGGAGAUCUGCAGGGACCAGUUAUCAGCUGACAUGUACAACUUUGUGGCCAAAGAAAUAGACUAUGCAAACUACUUUCAAAUGCUCAUAGAGGUUCAGGCGGAGUACCACCGGAAGUCUCUGGAGAUUCUGCAGAGUGUGCUGCCACAGAUCAAAGCUCACCAAGAGGCCUGGAUAGAGAAGCCGUCAUAUGGAAAGCCUUUAGAGGAACAUCUGGCCAUCAGUGGCAGGGAGAUCGCCUUCCCCAUCGAGGCGUGCGUCACCAUGCUGCUAGAAUGUGGCAUGGAGGAAGAGGGUUUAUUCCGAGUGGCCCCUUCGGCCUCGAAGCUGAAGAAGCUGAAAGCAUCGCUGGACUGCGGGGUUCUUGAUGUGCAGGAAUACUCAGCCGACCCGCAUGCCAUCGCAGGGGCAUUGAAGUCUUAUCUUCGUGAACUUCCCGAACCUCUAAUGACCUUUGAACUCUAUGAUGAGUGGAUUCAGGCCUCAAAUAUUCAAGAUACAGAUAAAAGGCUCCAAAACCUGAUGUCUACAUGUGAGAAACUACCUGCAGACAAUUUGAACAACUUCAGAUAUUUAAUCAAAUUCUUAGCCAAACUCACAGAGCAUCAGGACGCAAAUAAAAUGACACCAGGUAAUAUUGCAAUAGUUCUCGGACCCAACCUGCUGUGGACACAUUCAGAGGGGAACAUAACAGAAAUGAUGACCACUGUAUCCCUGCAAAUUGUUGGCAUCGUUGAGCCGAUAAUUCAACAUGCUGACUGGUUCUUCCCUGGAGAUAUUGAGUUCAACCUGACAGGGAGCUACGGAAGCCCUGUGCACACCAACCACAACUCCAACUACAGCUCCAUGCCCUCUCCAGACAUGGACCAAUCAGAUCGCAAGCAGCAGCAUGACCAGGGCCGACGCCCACUCAGCGUUGCUACUGACAACAUGAUGCUGGAAUUCUACAAGAAGGAUGGCAGCAUUAGGAAAAUCCAAAGUGUGGGUGUCAGAGUGAUGGACACAUCUUGGGUGAAGGGCAAGGGUUCCUCUACACUGACACGUAAAGCCUCGUCCACUCCGCCCGGCUCUCCUGCUGACACCCUGAUCACAGAGCAGCCCGGCGAGUUUGCAACAUCUCCAACCCCCACACCCCCUCCUGCAGACAGGGGCAGCUCAGAUGAUGUGUCGCCCAAUCGGCCGGAUUCCUCACAUGUCUAUGCGUCGCACGUGGAGGAGCGGCCACCCCCUCCUUACCCAUCCUCUUCCUCUCACUCCGCCCCUCACCACUUCUACCCCAAACCCCCUCCCUGUGCUCGGCCUGUGGCCCCUGGCCCCGAAUCACAGCCUCCCAGCUCCCCACCUCCGCCCCUACGCUGGACCGGCUUCAACCCCCCCCAGCCCCUGCCACCCCCUUCCUCCUCUUCCUCUUCCUCCUCUUCCUCACUCGAUAUCAACUCCAACCCUAAACCGAGCUGCCUGCACUUCCCCAAACACGGCCCCAUGUGUGAUGCGCCGCAUGCCGCUCUGUCCGACACCAACGCCUCUCCCCUCUACGUUAAAACUCCUCUUGUGCUGACCCGUCACGACAUGUGCCUAGGAAACCCCCCUAGCCUACCCUCCUCUGCCCCUCCGCCGUGGGCUGCCUGUCCAUGUGCCCGCGAGAGAGGACCCCCCAGGCUGACUAGCACUCUGAAGAGCAAGGAGCUCUCUCCUGUGAUUGGCCACAAGUCUGUGCAGCCGUCAGGAGCAACAGUGCCCCCUGUCAGCGGUCAGCAGAGCAACAGCCAGUCUCCACACUCGGCAGAGCACAGCCCCCACACCAUACACAAAGCCUCUAAGAAACUAGCCCCUGUGCCACCUAAGGUUCCCUACGGCCAGUCGGGGGGGAUGUCAGACCAAUCCACAGGUCAGCCGUCUCCGGUCAGCCUGUCCCCUACUCCCCCAAGUACCCCUUCACCUUACGGUCUGGGCUGUCCCCCUGGACAUGCGCCCGCCUCUUCCCCUGGCCAGAUCCCAUUAGGGGGACCCCAUUCAUUGUCCUCUCCGCCCUCUCUUACUGGUACACUCACAAAAUCCCGGCCUACCCCAAAGCCCAGACAGAGACCCAGUUUGCCCCCUCCCCAGCCGCCCACUGUCCCCCCUACGGCCCCCCAACCCCUGGAGCAGGGUCUACUUGACGGAUUGUCCCCCGGGGAGAGCAUGUCCACAGCAGAUCUCUUCAGUUUGGAAAUCCCCUCUAUCAAUGUCAAUCUAGACAGCCUGCUGGACGAGUUCAGGGUGGUCCCAUGUCACUUUUCCACGCUCAGCUCUCCGGACGGGGACUCCGUGUCUGAGGAGGAAGGCCAGAGCACCACGCUUUGAGCCCUGAGCCUACCCAUCAGCUUGACAGCGUCGCCCGGAGCUCACCUAAUCCUGCUGAGGCCUGCCUGGAACCCCACCCAGCCCAAACCCUGGAUUCCCACCUCUUCUGGUCACCGGCACCACAGGAGAGAUGAUACAUGAUGCCAACCACACAAAAGGUGCCAUAAUAAAAGCAACAGAAUGGUUUUCGUUCAAAUUGCCAGCGGAGGAACCUGGAGUUUUGUCUUACAAUUCCUGUUUCUCUUUGAACGAUUCUGUCUGUUUUGUUUCGUUGUUGUGUUUAUUUUAUGGUGGUGUUUUUAUUUAUGCCUUAUCGGAGCUGCGAUUACAGUACAAUGCACAUAGGAAGCAGUUUUCUGACUUUAAAGGAACCUCAUACACUUUCUUGUGCUGGAGGCGUGGAACUAAGACCCACCCUAAUGGUACAGAGUGGGACUUCUAUGUUUUCCCUACAGGGUCCAAGGAGAUGUCAUGCCAUACUCUUUGUAGAUGACUUGGUGCCAUAUAGAAUGCAGGUUUAUUAAGUCUAAUUUUGCAAUGCUGAGGUCGAUAUAUUUGUCCUCUCUUACCUACACUUGACAGUACAUCCAAUUUUUUGAUUAAUAGUUACAUUGAUGUGCAUUUAUCUGUGUUAGUGCACUAAUGAAAUGGUGGGCAGAAUCUACACCCCUGGUCUAAAGUCAGCAUAUUUGAUUUCAGAGCUUCAGCAAAGGACUUUUUAUUUUACUGGUUCUUUUGUGUCAUUUUGAGGCUUUUCAGCAUCUGUCUCCAUUCACUUUCAGAAAAACAUAAGGGUAAGUGAAGACAGAAUUUUUGUUUUCGGGUCAACUGAUCCUUUAAAGAUGUACUCAGUCAUUUUUUUUAAGUAUGUGAAAGUAUGGCUAACACUGACACCUAGUGGCCUGGAUGCUGCAUCAUUCAAACACAGUGUUUAUCAGUUACCAAUGCCAUUGUAGAAAUUCACAAUGCACAGUAAAACAGGAUUCAUUUAAGCUAUGAAUGAAAGUAUCCAAUAACAGGGCAGUUACUGAGAUUAAGCGAGUAGUAGUCAGCUGGUCGUGUGAUUAUAAUAUGGCCGCCCUCAUGAGGGGACCCUCUCCAAGGGAAAUAAAAGAGCUUUUAUAAGGUUACUGAUUUGACUGAACUCUUCAUCUCACAUGAGUGGUCAUGAUUUUAUACAUAUGUUUCAAAAUUACUAUAAUUUUUUUUAGAAGUAAAUUACUGAGUGCACCUUUAAAAAGCCAAUCAAAUUAAUGCAGUCCCUGAAGUCAAAGGUAGGCCAGUGGUGGGAAACCCAGGGUUCCUAUGAUCAUUGAAAACGUUGAAAUAUUUCCAGGGCUGGAAAAGUCAUGGACAUUUCUUUAAUGAACAUAAAUAUUUCUUGUUAUGUUCAAUUUAGACAUAUUCCGUCAACUAGAAAUUACAACGUAAUCACAAACAAAAAUAUUUUGUGGACUAUUCAUGAGGAAACCUGGAAUAUUCACUCUUUACUCGUUAGUAAGCAUGUGCUAAAAAUAGGUCAGACCAUAAUAAAAAACAACUUUUUCAUCAUGACUUUUGCCAGCAGUGGUUGCACUCUAAAUGCACUGCCUUGGAAUUUCUGUUGUUUUUCUGCACACCCUCAUGCCCUCCAAAGUGCUUGAAGUGCUGUGCCACACAAUCCCUUAUGUAUAUACCUAGACUGUAUAUAAAGAUGUGUAGAUAAGUGUCAAUGAGAGGACAAAUGUAAAGGCAAAUAUGAAUUAUAUAUUCAGAAAAGUGACAUGCCAUAUUUAUCUUGUAUAGAGAUGGUGUCCUAAGUAUUAUUUUGUCCCUUAAGACUUUUUGUCAGGUUCACAUAGCAAGUGAGUUUUUGCACUUUUGUAAGCCAUUAACUAUGUGUAGAAAUAUGAAUGCAGAUGUGUCAAAAAUGUAGGUAGAGUUAUUCCAGAGAGUGAUAUUAUCCCUAAACCGACCUUUAUCAAUAACAGCCUUAAUUUAAAGCAUAAGUCAAAAACACAAUCUUUAUAAAUACAUAUUAUUAUCAUAAAAAAUAUAUUUCAAAUUCAACAGAUUAUAUCAAUUGUAUAAAACUUGUUCAAACUUAGUAUUGUAUAGCAACUAAAGGAUUGCAUAAAUAUAACUUACCAUGCAAAUACAGUAGUUGCCAGAAAUGUUUUGACCCUGAAAUGAAUGUUCCCGGUUCAAUACAAGUUAAGCUCAUUUGUUGCAUAAUAUUGAUUAUCUCAAAAGUUUAUUUGGACUCUUUCCUCAUUUUCUUUAAAAAAAGAAAAACAUCUGGGUUCCAGUGAGUCACUUACAAUGGAAGUCAAUGGGGUCAAAUCUGUAAAUGUUAAAAUACUCUAUUUUUCAAAAGUAGAACCACAAGACAUAAACAAUAUGCAUGUUAACAUUGUUUUAGUGUGAUAAAAUCACUUACUAACCUUUUCUGUGUAAAGAUAUAACCAAAUUUAAAACUUUGUUGCCAUGACGAUAUAAUGUCAACAAACCGACAACUUUAUAGAAGAGCUUUUAUAAAAUUACAAGCUUCACAUUUCACCUUCCUAAAGUUUGCCGCAUUCACUUCCAUUGUAAGUGUCUCACUGUAAUCUCGAUUUUUGCUUUUUUAAAAGAAAAGGUGGGAUGAGACGAAAAGUCGAAAUUAUUUUUUGUGGUAAUCAAGAUUAUGCCACUAAUGCUGUCGAUUGACCUUAACUUUUUCUGAUCCCAGAAUAUUCCUUUAAGAAGCACUUUAAAAUGUCUGAAUUUCAUUGCAUUAGACUGACAAAAUAUCAAACCAAGUGGCAUCAGCAAACAAACGAUUUUAUACCUUUUCACCGACCUUUUAUCGAUUGUUUUAUCAUUGAAAACCUAACAAACUUAUUUGUGUUAAAUGUUUUACUUGGAAAGUGUGCUUCUGGUAUGUUUCUUUAAAAUAAAUGCUGCUUGGUUCGAUAUUGUUUUCAAAUGCCAUGUUCCUAAAAUACUUUUUGGGGCCACUGUAUAGUGUAUCUCCCCAUAAAAUCAAUGGAAAGAUAUAGAUUUAUAACUGAAAACCUGUUUUCAAAUUUCAUCUCAAAGAUUUAGGCCCUAAAAAGCCUUUGGAUGGCACAAGUCUGGAUAUCUAUUUCAGUUGACAACACUAUGGGACUAAUCUGCCCUGCAAAGGCAAAACACAGUAACUACACAUUUUUGUCCAAAUUUAGUUAUGCCGAAAUCUGACCUCUUUGACUGUGAUCUGUCAUGAAACAAAUGCAUUUGACUCAACUAUGCGCAGGCUGACAGAUUCAGCAAGAAAAAAAAAUUGCCGUAACUACAAAUUUAACCCUAAAAACGACGUUUAACCCACGUUAUUUUGAAGCAUUUUGUCUCGGUUUCAGUGUUGGUGUAGUAACUGUGUUUUGCCUUUGUAGGGCAGUACGGGAUGCUGCAAUUUCUCAUGUCUGAACUUGCACAAAACCUGCAGGACUUUAUUAAGUUCAGACCAGCUGCAACAUUUGUUCACUUCUGUUCUGAACUUGUGGAAGGAGUGAACGCUACAUGUUUGUUUGAAUACAAGGAACUCUUCUUCCAACAUUGGAAUAGCCAUGGCUUACUUACUCUUUUUCUCUCUUUGAAUAAGCAUUAGUGUACGUCAGGGACAAGAUGACUUUUUCUGCUGAAUUCUGUGAUAUGCCUCAGUGUGUGUUCUUUGAUGAAAUAUAGUCUAAUGAUUAUUGGUGACAGAGUACUAGUUGUAGUGAUUACACAAUGAUAAUUGCAAGUGCCCUCACAUUCAGUAUUUAUAACCCGACGCUAACGGCGAGUUUUGUGCGUACUUGAGGUUGUGUCCGUGCCAGUUUCCUCAGUGUUCUGUGAGGAGGCAGUCGUGUCUGUUGGAGUGUGCUGAUUGAAUGUGAUUUAGCAUUUACUCUCAUGUGCACCAGGGUAAACACCUCUUGAUACCUUAUAGCAACUGCAAUGGACGCAUGGUUUAUUUUCUUUGUUAAGGUGACACUUUCUGUUAGCAGUCAUAAUGAAUGCUUAUGUAAUUGUAAUGAAGGCAUGGGGUGGGUUUUAUACAGUAUGUACAUGCAUUCUCAUUCUCAUUCUCAUUCCAGUUCAGUACUACAUCUGUUAUCACAUGCUUUUGUGAUAAGGUGAAUAGGUACACAGUAUACUGUACACAUGAUCCUCAUUUUUUUUCAUUUGUAAGUUAAGCCAGUCUUUUAAUGUUAUUAUUAUAAAGAUAUCAUCAGAUUUAAUUCUUGAAUUAUUGGUCACAAUACAUUUAUAUGAAGUAAAAGAAUGGAUGGAUGUAAUAGCCAUGAAAUUGCUUAAACAGUACAGAAUUUGACCUGUUCAGUUGGCACACACAGUAUUUACAUGGGUGAAUUUCACAAUGUCUUUCAAAAAACUCAAUCAAAAGCAUUUGUGGCAUAAUGAUGAUUACCACAAUAAUUAAUUUAGACUUUUAGUCCCUCCUUUACUUAAAAAAAAUAAAAAGAAGCAAAAAUUGAGGUUACAGUGAGGCACUUACAAUGGAAGUGAAUGGGGCCCAUUUUUGGAGGGUUUAAAGGGGAAGCAUGAAGCUUAUAAUUUUAUAAAAGCACUUUAAAUUCUUCUGUUAAAAUGUGUGUAUCAUUUGGAGCUGUAAAGUUGUUUAUAUCAUCGUUUUGUAAAAUGUUUACAUUUUACUUUACACAGAAAAGGUUAGAAAGCAAUUGCAUUGCACUAAUAUCAUGUUAACAUACAUAUAGUUUACGUCUUGUGGCAAUACUUUUGAAGUGGUGAGUAUUUUAAUGUUUAUGGAUUGGCCCUCAUUCACUUCCAUUGUAAGUAACCCUAUAUUUUUUAUAUUUUAAAGAAAAGGAGGGACGAGUCACAUUUCAUUUUUGUUGUAAUCAACAUUAUGCCACAAAUGCAGCCAAUUUAAGUUUUUUUUAAACCCAGAAUAUUCCUUUAAAGAAAAUGAAGCCUAUAUAUAGGACCAUUUUUGCAUUGUGAAAUUAAUUUAAUAACAAUUAAGUAUAUUUUGCCCCAAUCUCAUUACUGUAAUGUCCCCAAAAAAAAAAAACAAUACUUAAUUUGUUGUACUGCCAUUAUUUUAUUUACUCUUUUCUUUAUUUCGUCUUUAUUUUGUUGGUGUUUUUUUGUUUUGUUUUCCUUUUUUGGUGUGUGUGUGUGUGGGGUGGAGUUGAGAUGUGAUCUAAACAUUUUUAUUUUAGGCUCACCCAUGCUUUUUUUUUUUUUUUUGCGUUUUCUGCGCUGAUUGGUGUUAAAUCUUACAUGUACAUUUCUAUGGCAAAAUGGGUUAAACAGACUCUUAUUUAUUAAAUAUAUUUAUUAAAUCACCAUGUAAGAAGCAGGAGAACUGCAGAACUUUGUGAUUGAUGAAAUUCUGUGUAAAUUUGCAGAGAUUUGUACAGGCCUACAGAUUUGAUUAGAAAACAUCUCUCUUUUUAAAACGAUCAGUUUUGAAUCCAGGAAAAUGAUAUGAUAGGUCAUCCAAUGCAUUUAUUAUGAAGAAAAUGUGGAUUCAUGUAUUAAUUUAUUGGUAACUUUUCAACAUGAAAUGAAAUGCUCAGAAGAGAAUGGAUAAAAAAAAAACAGAUCGUGAAUCUUUUUUUAACAAUAGUAACAGAGACAAAUUGAAAUGAUGAUUUCAAACACAUCUAUUUCUCAAUAGUCUUGACAGGUGGAUAUUGUCCCUUUACAUCAUCCUGUGAAGAUCAGAAAGCAGUUGAGACAUAACAUAGAAUGUAUUUAGUUACUCUCUUAAGAUAAUCAUGUGUUUCAAUUAAAAUGUUACCAGCUAAUAAUCAAGGGAGACAAAGACGAGAAACAGGAAUGUUUGAACAGGUGCUUUAGAGGCGAUGAGUUCAUUAAUGAGUGCACAUUCAACAAUGUACAGCCCUCUCCACCUCUGCUUACCCAACUAUUGUACAAAUCUGCCUGUAAAUCACACCCUCCUCAGCUUAGCGCAUAUCAGUGAAAGAACACAGUGUGUACUGUUAAGCCUGCCGCAGUCCUUAUCAGAAUGUCAGAAAUACAUAGAUAUAUAUUAAA